UUUUUAGUCUUGGGAAAGCAAGUACUUGUAGAGGUAUCCUUCGCAUUAAAAUUAUUUUUCUGAUAAUAAUGUUGUGAAGCAAUCGAUGGCUUUCUAAAUUCAGUUCAUAUAUUUAUUUGUUCCCGCAUCGUGAGAUUUGCAUCGUACUGAAGCCAAGAUCAUACAUCAUCGCUGCGUGACAUUUAGGAGCAUAGCUAUGCGGUAUUUUUAUCGGAUAUUUUCCAACUUAAACGAAGCUAGUCGUAUAACAAAGCAAAUAGGAACAUUAACAUGGGCAGAUAAAUUGUUCAUUAACUAUGUAAAAAUGCCACAGUUCUUGAAGAUUCAUGGCCCGACGGGAUAUGAGGUGACAAAAGACAUAGAUUUAACGGGAAAAACUUGUCUUAUAACCGGAGGCACCAGCGGAAUUGGCUUGGAAAUUAUAAAGUGCCUUGUAGCUCGCAAUUGCAAAGUUAUUACAGCCUGCCGCAAUCCUUACGCAGCCAAGGUCAUUUCGAACAACGUUUGGGGUGAUCAACAAAACUUGGACAUUUACACAACUGAUUUAAAGUCAUUGAAGUCAGUCAAGCAAUGUUCGGACCAAAUAUUGGCUCGUCAAGAGAAGAUUGACAUAGUUAUUCUAAAUGCAGCAAUUUUUGGCAUACCAUGGACCUUGACUGAAGAUGGCCUAGAAACAAUAUUCCAAGUUAAUUAUUUGAGUCAGUUAUUCUUGCUUUUAAAUAUUGAGGAGAUCUUCUCCCCGGAUAUUCGAGUAGUGUUCAUGUCGUCGGAAUCACAUAGGAAUUUGAAAUGGGCUAUCCAGGAUACUAUCACUCCAACUCAAGACUUGCUAUCGCUUCCAAGAGAAGAGUACACAUCUAUAAAAGCUUAUAACAUAUCAAAGCUGUGUGGAAUUCUUGCAAUGCAUUACUUAAGUUACCGCUGGUUGAAUAAGGGCAGAUCUGUGUUCUGUGCUCACCCUGGAUCGUUUGUGAAGACCAAGCUGUGUUCCAACUGGUGGGUGUGGGAGGCGUUGUAUACUUUGAUGAUUCCAUUCAGCAAAUCUAUCCCUCAAGCAGCUGCCACGCCACUCUAUUGCGCCACCUCUCCUGAUCUUCAAGGCCUCUCCGAUUUGUACAUUAAAGACCUCAAGGAUUCCGAUGAAAGUGAGUUGGCCAAAAACACUCACUUGGCAUUUAGAGUAAUUGAAUUGAGCCGAGAAAUAAUACGGGAACGUAUCGCAAUACCCGAGGAGUCACUUUUGACUCCCAAGAAAGUGGAAUAUAUUGAGAAACCAGUGACCACUACAAUUGAACCAGACCAAGACAAGAGUGCUCCAGAACCUGCCAAGAGUUCAGUGAGGGAGACAGUUUUAAAUACGUCAUCAUUGUAAAAUUUGUAAUUUGAUGUAAGACUCUUCAAAAGGAUGCAGAAAAUAUAUUGUGCAAAACAUUGCACACACAAAAUCUUGGCACCUCGUCAUUUUAUAGUCCAGAUUCUUCUUUAGACCAGAUUUGUGGAACACAGAAACGGAUAAUGAUUUGGUGUCAAUGUUACAUCAUAAUAAAAACAUAAUAUCUUGCACCGUAGUUUGUACUCAAUCCUGCAAUUGUCAGGUUUCAUUGUUAUUACAUUUUGUCAUUUAAAAUGUUAUGAUUUCAUAUAAAUGCGUUUUUCUAACAAUA
Pectinophora gossypiella (pink bollworm) is the source of this 1664-nucleotide messenger RNA. RefSeq names its product WW domain-containing oxidoreductase-like. Lineage: Eukaryota; Metazoa; Arthropoda; Insecta; Lepidoptera; Gelechiidae. The record is from RefSeq and is a predicted model, not a curated record. The transcript is spliced from 7 exons. Bases 197 to 1372 code for a protein of 391 amino acids.